Messenger RNA from Pneumocystis carinii B80, 2845 nucleotides. RefSeq lists its product as hypothetical. Gene Ontology annotation, cellular component: cytosol. Gene Ontology annotation, biological process: telomere maintenance via telomerase; protein stabilization. NCBI's taxonomy places the organism in Eukaryota, Fungi, Ascomycota, Pneumocystomycetes, Pneumocystales, Pneumocystaceae. The coding region runs from base 41 to 2803 and encodes 920 amino acids. Gene Ontology annotation, molecular function: Hsp90 protein binding; telomeric repeat DNA binding. The record is from RefSeq and is a predicted model, not a curated record. The transcript has 8 exons.
UGAAAUCUAUAUUUAAAGAGGGACUGGAAUUAUAAUUUAUAUGAAGAUGUUAGAAAAGAAAAUGAAAGAUAUACAAGGGAUUAUAAAUAUAUUAUCUUCUCGACCUUCAUUAGAAGAAUUGUCAAGUGUUUUAGAGGAUAUUUUUAGAUUUCAAGAAAAAGAGGAAAUUGUUAAUAGUGAAAAUACAAAAAUAAUGAAUAUUUUAACAAAUGAAAUAUUACCAGAAUAUUUACCAUUGAUUCUUUCAAAAGAUAUAACAUUAUUGGGAGAAAAAGUGAAGAAGUUUUUAUUAGGAUGUUUAAGUAGUGUUUCAGGAAUUAAGGCUAUUUUAUUAAGAAUUAAAAAAAUAACAAUGGAAAAUGGGAAUUCUUUUUUUUUUCAACACAUUGCAGAGUUAUUAGAAAUCCUUCAAGUGAUUUUUUGUAAUGAAGGAAGAUUAAUAUUAAUAUGGAUGAGAUGUCAUUUUGGAAUAAAUGAAAAUGAGAAUGUUAAAUCAUUUUCGUCUCUUAUUUGGGACGAAUAUGUAUCAUUAAUUGCAGGAGGGAAAUUACUUGGAAUUGCAUCAGAAGGAUUGGUUAAAUUAUGGAAAUAUUGUGAAAUUGAUCAACGUCCUGUUUUUUGGAUAGCAGAUGGCUCGAAAUAUGUGGAACAUUUUGGAAAUGAAAUAGUAGCAUCACUAAAUGACACUAGAUUUAAUGAAAAGAUGGAAAAAGAUUUCUCUGUAUUAACUGGCAGAUUAUUUAAUCUUGGUUACACAGCUCAAAUCAUUUCUUCUUUUUUUAGAAAUGAAACUAUAACACACGAUUAUUUAUUACGUCUUGAUAGGAUUGUGAAACAUUUUACAUCUUUUCAAAAAACUAUGUAUAUUCAUUCCUUAUUUUCUUUUUUUGAUAAAAAGUAUUUUCAAAAUACAGAGAAUUUUUUUGAAAAGUUGGAUAUAUGUCAUGAACUAUAUGUUUCUGAAGUAGAAAUGAUUUCAACUAUAAUAAAGGAUAUUUUAGAGAUGGACAAUGAUAUCAUUGAUAUUGUUAAUAAUUGGUUUUUGAACUUUAAUUCAAAAACAAAUAUUUAUACUAAAAAGGCAAUAGUCAAUUCUUAUUGCUCUUUUACAAAUGAUUUAGAAGCUGAUGAUAAUAUACUUGUAAGAUUGUGUUCAAAAUGGUCAAAUAAGAUUUUUAUAAAUCAUGUACCAGUUAUAGAACAAGAAGAUUUAACUCAAAAAUUUCUUUUGUUUGCAGCUUUUGUACCUAGAAAUAUUUUAGAGAAGUUAAGCCAUUCUAAUGCAUAUUUGAAUGGGUUGACAAAUAGAUUAUCUUCAUCUUCUGAAAGAGUACGAUUUUUAGGUAUGAUUGUAGGUGAAUCUGUAACAAGAAAACUCUUUCCAAAUGAUGAGAAGAAAUGGCUCACUUUUAAUGUUGAAAGUACACUUACUUCUGAAUCUAAUUGGUGGAGAAAUAUUAUAAAUGUUGAUAAUAUCACAAACAUAAAAAGUUUAUCUUUAGAAGCUACAGAUAAACAUUGCAGUUCUUCAUUAAGCUCUAAGAAGGAUACUAUCAAGGAAUAUGAACGAAUUCAACCAAUUCAAGAAGAUGGUACUGUUGUCGCUAAGGAUGAUGAAUUUGUACCAUACGCUCUUCCUGAUUCUGAUGAUGAUUCUGAUAAUGAUUCUAAUGAUGAUUCUGAUGAUGAUCCUGCGUUUACAGAAAAAAAUAAAAAGAUUAAUGCACCUGUAUAUAUACGUGAAUUGAUAUCUAUGUUAAAAGAUAAUACAUCUUAUCCGAAAUUACAUAUGGCUCUCAAAACUUCUCCUAAUCUUAUAAGACGUAAAGCAAAUUUUGGAACAGAACUUACCAAAGAAGCAAUUACUUUGGCACAAAUUAUAAGUAGUAUGAAUGAUGAAUUUAAUAUGGAUAAAUUUAUAGAAUUAAAACAAGAAUCAAUGACAGCUUUAGUAGCAACUUGUCCUGAAUUAGUUGCUUCAUAUUUUAUUGAGCAAUAUUUUACUGGUGAUAUUUCCAUACAGCAACGUUAUAUGAUACUAUCUGCUUUAGCAUUAGGUGCAAGAGAAAUAUCCGGUAUAGAUUCUUCUAAAAAUAAGAUGUUUCCAUCUAAAAUUUUAGCUUCAAAAUUUCAUCAACAAUAUAUAUCUCCAAUUGAUAUAAUCGUAAAAGAAAUGAAUCUCUUAUCAGUAAAGCAGAAUGUUUCAAAUCUUACAAAUAUAGAUUCUUUAGAUUCUAUUAAUCCUUUAAAAGUAAGACGGUUUUCAAAAAAAACUGAAAUAAUGAAAAAUAAACAACUUCCUAAGGCAAAUCCUUUGGCUCCAAUUGCUGGAAAAUCUUUUAUCUUUCCAAUGAUUGGUUAUUGGUUUCUUUACACAAAAGAUACAUCUAAUAAUUAUUUUCAUUACGAACCAUUACUUUUAAGUCAAUUUUUAAAAACUAUUGCAAUCAUCUUUCAAGCUAGUUAUCCUGCUUCUUCUCAACAUGAAAUUUUACAUGAAAUAUGGGAAUUCUCUUUUUUUCUUCAAAAUCAAACCGAUCUCAUUAUAAAAAAUGCAUUAUUGUUUCUAAUUCUAACUCUUUUGGAAAUAACUGAUGAAAAAUUAUUAAUUCAAAAAUAUUCACAUGAACUCGUACAAUCCCGUCAUUGGGUUUCUGCAAUUCUUGAAAAUGCAUCUGAAGAAGAAACAAGACUUUUAUCUUCUUGUAUUAUUCUUCGUAUUACAUCUUUGUUUGAAUCUUAUAAAAACACUUUUAUUUAUCCUUUUUCAAAUAUUAUUGAUAUACAAAAAUUUAAAUCUUAAUAAUCAAUUGUUUUAAUAUUUUUAUUAAAAAGAUUAUUUUAU